AUGAGCAGCUCAGACUAUGGCUCCAGAAAUCAUGCCGUCGUUGGAACCAAUACACAUGUCAUAUACCAUAAGUAUCCGCAGCGUCGCCCAAUUGCAUUUUCUCGUGCUGAUAAGACACUUCUUGCCAACAUGAAACAAGCUGUACAUGAUAACAUAAACCCCUUUAUUGGGAUUGCAUUCAAUGAGAAAGAGAACUCCUUAGGAUCUCUUCAAGACAUUAUAUACAACGACAACAUAGCGCUGGAUCAAAAGUUCCAUGGCGCAUUUAUUCGCGACAUACUCGCGGGUUUGGAAUAUAUUCAUGCGUCCGCUAUCGGAUGUCACGGUGCCCUUUCAACAUGGUCCUGUCUUAUAGACAGAAACUGGAUGAUCAAGCUCACUGAUUAUGGGAUCACUGAUGCCAUAGAACGAUGGGAGAAGCAACAAGCGGUUUCUGUGACCGGACUCGAAAACAGCGACGACAAAACUCAAGCAAAACAAGCGACAAGUGUGCUGUACGAGGCACCCGAGCUGCUGAAAAAUCGUGAAAAAAAUCGUCUACGGAGAGUUGACCAAGAUUGGACGAAGCAGACUCAGGUUGUUUACGUCUGCUGCAAAUAA
Molecule: messenger RNA, 600 nt
Organism: Cooperia oncophora
Lineage: Eukaryota; Metazoa; Nematoda; Chromadorea; Rhabditida; Trichostrongylidae
Source: the annotation of a GenBank genome assembly